AUGUCGUUUAAGGCAACUAUUACCGACCCUGGAAAGCAAAAUAUCUGGUUUCGUGCGAUAUACGUGCUAUCUACAAUUCAGGAUGAUAUCAAGAUUACCGUGACAACAAAUGAGUUAAUUGCUUGGUCAAUGAACGAAACGGACACUACACUUUGUCAGGUCAAGUUUCAGAAAAGUUUUUUUGAGGAGUACGAAUUUAAACCACAUGAGAUUGUAUUUGGAGAAAAUGGGGUCCAAGUUAUAGAAGACACAUACGGCAAUAGUCAUAAGUUAUAUUCCUUCCGUGUUAAUGGAAGGCACCUAACGACUAUAUCGAGAAAACCGGAUGGUGACGGUAUCAAAUCUUUCACCAUUGCAGUCAAUAAUACUUCUACAUGUCCUGAAUCACUUGCAAAUAGAUUAAUUGUGGUGAUUGAGAUGGACUCGCUAAUAGUAAAAGAAUACUGUCCCCAAUUCCAGCCAAUAAAGUAUGAUCCCAUAAUAAUCAACCUCAAGUACAAAAGAAGGUUUUUGGAUGUUUUUGGAACUGCAGCUUCCGAUCGGAAUCCACAGGAACCGUUGGACCCCAAGCUAUUGGACGUUUUUACAAAUACAGAACGUGAGCUAACAUCAGCUCUAUUUAAUGAAGAAGUGGAAUCAGACAUACGUAAAAGGAAUCAGUUAACAGCAGCUGAUGAAAUCAAUUACAUUUGUUGUAAUUCAACAUUAUUGAAAAAUUUUUUGGACAACUGCAAUGUUAAUGUAACUGAUGAAGUAAAAUUGGAAAUUAACGUCCAUAGAUUAAGCAUAACUGCGUUCACAAAAGCCGUCUAUGGAAAAAACAACGAUCUUUUAAGAAACGCAUUAAGCAUGAGCAACACUAUCAGUACGCUCGAUCUUGAGCAUUACUGUCUAUUCACAACAAUUGAAGAUGAAAAACAAAAUAGGCGAUCACAUAGUAAGCGUAAAGAGCAUAUGAAAAGUAUAACGUUCAAACUAAAGGACUUCAAAAAUUUCAUAACGAUAGGUCCAUCCUGGAAGAGUGCCCAGGGCGGAAAUGAUAACAUAAGUUUAUGGUUUUGUCACCCUGGAGACCCUAUUCUUAUGCAAAUGCAAAAACCGGGCGUGAAACUAGAAUUGGUUGAAGUUACUGACAGUAACAUCAGCGAUGAUCUCUUAGCGGGGAAGUUCAUAAAGGCGGCCAUCUCAGAUUCAAAAGAAGAGGCUAGACAGAAAGAUAAUAAGGAAGGCUGUGGCAGCCCAUUAAGAAGCAGGACUGCUUUAAAGAGAGAAAAUCAACCACAUUCGGUUACUGGAACUCGAAAUAGUCCUUUGAAAGCAUCUUCUCAAGCCCCUGAUAAUGGUAGCGCAGUUACCAAGACCUAUAGAAGUAACACGGCAAGAAAGUUAUUUGUAGAAGAACAAAGCCAAAGUACGAAUUAUGGAAGAGACAAGCUGUUUGAACAGGCUUUUUCAGCUCAUGCAGACAUAAAUCAGGAACAAAGUCUUGACACUAACGAGACUCAUGGAGUGGCCUGUCUACUUAACCAGGCUAAUCCUUUAAAAAGGUCAGUAGCCAAAAUUUGUGAUGAAGCUGAAGGCUCCACCCAACAAUCUACAUUUGCAAAAAGGGCUGAUACCACUGUGACUUGGGGAAAAGCGUUACCAGCUGCCGAUGAUGAGAUUUUAUGCAGCAAUGCUGAUAGAAAAGAAAUGCUCAAGAAAGAAAAACUGAAGCAUGUGCAGGGCUUGAUAAAGUCCAAGAAUGACACAAAUAAUCACAAAAAACAGGAUAAUAAGGAAGAGGAAGAUGGACUGGGUCUCACACAAGUAGAAAAGCCAAGGGGUUUAUUUGAUUAA
Molecule: messenger RNA, 1839 nt
Organism: Saccharomyces paradoxus
Lineage: Eukaryota; Fungi; Ascomycota; Saccharomycetes; Saccharomycetales; Saccharomycetaceae
Gene: DDC1
Product: Ddc1p
Exons: 1
Coding region: 1-1839 (612 amino acids)
Biological process (GO): mitotic intra-S DNA damage checkpoint signaling; cellular response to ionizing radiation; DNA replication checkpoint signaling
Cellular component (GO): checkpoint clamp complex; condensed nuclear chromosome
Source: RefSeq, a predicted model, not a curated record